This is a messenger RNA of Salvelinus sp. IW2-2015, 1599 nucleotides long. The record is from RefSeq and is a predicted model, not a curated record. Lineage: Eukaryota; Metazoa; Chordata; Actinopteri; Salmoniformes; Salmonidae.
AUGACCGGGCACGCAGGGCACAUUCCCAGUGACUGUCCCCCAGUGCCCCUGUCCCCCAGUGGCCCUGUCCCCCAGUGGCCCUGUCCCCCAGUGGCCCUGACCUCCAGUGCCCCUGUCCCCCAGUGGCCCUGUCCCCCAGUGGCCCUAACCUCCAGUGACCCUGUCCCCCAGUGGCCCUGUCCCCCAGUGGCCCCAUGUCCCCAGUGGCCCUGUUCCUCCAGUGGCCCUGUCCCCCAGUUGCCCUGGUCCUGUCCCAGUGGGCCCUGUCCCCCAGUGGCCCUGUCCCCCCAGUGGCCCCUCCCUCCCGUUGGCCCUGUCCGCCCAGUGGCCCUGUUCUCCAGUGGCCCUGUCCCCAGUCUGGCCCUGUCCCCCAGUGGCCCUGACCUCCAGAUGGCCCUGUCCCCCAUGGCCCUAACCUCCAGUGACCCUGUCCCCAGUGCCCUGUCCCCAGUGGCCCUAACCUCCAGUGCCUGUCCCCCAGUGGCCCUGUCCUCCAGGUGGCGCCUGUCCCCAGUGCCCUGUCCUCCAGUGGCCCUGUCCCCAGUGGCCCUGUCCCCAGUGGCCCUGUCCCCCAGUGGCCCUGUCCCCCAGUGGCCCUGUCCCCCAGUGGCCCUGUCCCCCAGUGGCCCUGUCCUCCAGGCCCUGCCCCAGUGGCCCUGUCCUCCAGUGGCCCUGUCCCAGUGGCCCUGUCCCCCAGUGGCCCUGUCCCCAGUGGCCCUGACCUCCAGAUGGCCCUGUCCUCAAGAUGGCCCUGUCCCCAGUGGGCCCUGUCCUCCGGAUGGCCCUGACCUCCGGAUGGCCCUGUCCUCCAGUGGCCCUGUCCCCCAGUGGCCCUGUCCCCCAGUGGCCCUGACCUCCAGAUGGCCCUGUCCCCCAGUGGCCCUGUCCCCCAGUGGCCCUGUCCCCCAGUGGCCCUGUCCCCCGGAUGGCCCUGUCCCCCCGGAUGGCCCUGUCCCCCAGUGGCCUAACUCCGGAACUCUUCCAUCUUACAACUCUGGAACUCUGACCAGUCCCAACGCUCCGGUGACAGGGUACAAGCGUAUGGUCAUCCCCACCCAGCCUCCUCUGACGGCCACCAAGAAGUCGUCUCCCAAAGCCGGGGCCCCAGGCGGAACACUGCCCCGGCCCCAAGCGGAGAACUCCUCCUCAGCCUCCAUACUGGCAAGGCCCCAGUUCCAGACGGCCCCCCAGCCGGUACCAGCCUCCUACGCCACAGCCUCCACCCCCAGCCAGCCCACCUUCAACGUACAGGUGAGGUCUGCCCAGCCCGGGCCCCAGCACCAGUCCCCUGGACCCCCCCAGCAGUUUGCCCAGCAGCCCAACAGGAGCCCGGUCCAGUACAUGGCUGCCCAGCCCAGGGGCCCUGAUUUCGCCUAUGGGCCUCCCCAGCCAGGCUUCGCCCCUCAAGGGUACCCAGAGCAGGCCUACCCGGGAGCAGGAGGCUACGGGGGAGGACCAGGAGGCUACGGGGGAGGACCAGGAGGGUACGGGGGAGAACCAGGAGGCCAGCAGGGCUACCCACAACCUGUCCCUAAGAAGACCUACAUCACGGACCCUCCUGCCAGCUGGCUCCUCCUGCACACCUUCGCCCCACAGAAG